Molecule: messenger RNA, 4487 nt
Organism: Punica granatum (pomegranate)
Lineage: Eukaryota; Viridiplantae; Streptophyta; Magnoliopsida; Myrtales; Lythraceae
Source: RefSeq, a predicted model, not a curated record
UUACCCAAAUAUCAUCAAACCUUUCCCAACAAAAAAUCCAACUCUCUCUCUCUCUCUCUCUCUCUGUCCCUGUUUCUCUCUCUCUCUCUCUCUCUCUCUGUAAUCAGUUUCACACACAAUACACACUCUCUCUCUCUCUGUCUCCUAAAUGCGAAAAUGGCCUCCGCCACCGUGGACUCCUCCGCCACCGCCACCCCCACCGCCACCGCCGCUGACGACAGCCGCCACCUCCGGUUCGAGAGCCUCCCACUGAUCGACCUCCGCCUCCUCUCCCAGUCCGAGCUCUACUCCCUCUCCCUCCUCUCCUCCCCCUCUCCCUCCUCCUCCUCCUCCUGCCAGGACGAUGUCGUCAUCCCGAUCCCCAAAAUCGACCGCUCCGUCUUCAACGAGUCCGCCGGUAGCCGUAAACAGACCUACUUCCGCCUCCGCCUGGCCCCCCGCACCACCUCCAACCCUCCCCAUCCCCCAGCCCCCAUUUCCCGCCAAAAGAACCCCGAGCCCUUCGAGGAAGAGAACUCCCGCAUAAUCUCCCUGCUCAAAGGCCUCUUCUACCCUCAUGCUGAGUCCGAGCCCCCUCUACCUACCACUCCCGAGGACGAAAGUAGCUUGAUCGCUGUUCCUGUUAGGUACGAUGAGUCUGUUCCCGAGACCUCCGAUUCCGUCCUUCAGAGCAUCCCAAUCGGGGUCGUAGACCUAGGGUUCUGUAAUCGGAAGCGGGGGCGGCCGAGAAAGCCUGAGGCUUCUUUAGUGAACUUCGAGAGUUUGAGCGAGGGGAAGGAAGUCCUCGCAUUUGAGGGUGACGAGGAUGAAAACUCUACUGAGAAGGGAAAGGCAGUGGAGGUCGGAGACUUGGACCUGUUCGAAGACGAAUUGAGGAGGAGGACUGAGGGCAUGAGGACGGAGGAGGAGCUCUCGGGAUUCUUGAGGGGUCUGAGUGGGGAGUGGGGGAGCAGGAGGAAGAAGAGGAAGAUUGUUGAUGCGAGGAGUCUCGGGGACGUGCUGCCUAACGGGUGGAAGCUGUUGCUUAGCAUCAAGAAUGAUCGCGAUCGAGUUUGGCUCGGUUGUAGCCGAUAUAUAAGCCCUGAUGGACAGCAGUUUGAAUCCUCCAAGGAUGUGUCUGCACACCUGUCCUCAUCCUUUGGAGUUCAAGAUGCAACUCAUGAAACGUCUGGUCCAGUUGAUGAAAGUAGCUGGUCUGCUUGCAAAAUGGCUUCUGAAAAUUCUGCAGAUCCUACUCACCAGAUGGACCAGAAGCAGAAUGGGGUUGUCUGUCUUUCAGCAGUUCCCAUUUCUUCUAUUCCUGCCGAUCAUCUGAACCAAUCACCAUUACCUACGAGUGGGAGCCCGGGGAAGUCUUGGACAAAAGAGACUUACAGGUGCCACAAGUGCACGAUGAGUUUUGAGGAGAAGGACAAUUUGCUACUCCAUCUUUUAUCAUCUCACAAGAAGUCAAGAAGUGCGAGAAAUGGUGCAACCAGUGGUGAUUCGGUGAUCAUGAAAGAUGGAAAGUAUGAGUGCCAGUUGUGCCACAAAUUGUUUGAGGAGAAAAAUCGUUACAGUAGUCAUUUCGGGAACCACAUCAAGGACUAUGUUAAGAGGGUUGAAGCUUGUGGAGAAACUAAUCGUGUGCAAAGGAGAACCCCUAGAAUGCAAGAACAGAUUGGCACUGAAAGAGUUUCUUCUGCUAUGCCCAUCAAUACUGAAGCUAAUAAAAAAAGUUCUCUGGGUCUUCCGCAUGCUAAAAUCGGGUCAGAUGCCAUCCCCAAAACACAAGAGAGAUCAGAUGGUCAUCCUGUUAAUAUUCCUUGCACUGAACCUGUGGCAGUGUCAAAGAGAGAUGAGGAACAUGUCACUGAAUAUAUUGAGAAGAAAGAAAUAGAUUCUGGCUUACCGAAUGCUAACGUCGAAGUGGUUGAUCAGGGCGGUAAAAUCAAUACUGAAAAUAAUGUUAGCAAAGAUAUGACCACAAUCUCGUCUAGCCCUCUCAAGAAUGGUACCUCUGAAACCCCUGAGGAACUUAAAGUCCUCGAAAAUGAAAAUAAAGUGAGCAUGGAUUCUGUUAGCUCAAUGGAGGAUCGCAGACAGGAGACGGUUCCUUUAAAUGAGGUGUUUGCUCCCACUGAGAAUAAUAAUGCUACCAAUAAUGAGAGUUUAGUGAACAGGCUUUUUGGCAGUCCAAUGGAAGAAAUGGAUGCAGAUGAUGGAGAUGAAGUAGGGGAUAAUGUGCUAAUUUCUGGAAUUGAAGAUCGCUGCUUUGGACUGGACAAGGGUGUUCUGAAUAGUGGCACGCAGAAAAUAAGUUCGGAGGGAUGUUCAUUGGUUCAGUUUGGACGUGAGGAAAAAUGUAUUACUUCCGAUGAUCCGACUGGAUCUAAAACUUCUGUUCUGGAGAAUGAAAGUGGUUCAGAAAGUCGUAUGCCUUCUUCGAGUCAAGUAUUGUCACCUAACGAUAACCAAAACAAAGUUGGUGGCAGAUCGCAAGAACGCGUAUCAUAUAACUCUUGGAAUGGCAAAAAAGCAGUUGAUUUUGGGGAGAAUGUUACUGAAAGGAUGGUGCCAGAAGCUGACAAUAGUUUUCCUGCCAUUCCAUCAGUUAAUCAGCAAAAUUGUGAUUUUGAUGAGAAUGUAAAAGGGUUUUCUGGCUCUAAAAUACAGAAUCCAUGGCGGCAACAGGUCUUGGAGAGCAAUCUUUUAUCUGUCCAUCAAAAAUCCUUAUCCCCUGACGCUACUGUGGGGAAGAUCUCCUCUGGCACGGUGAGUAAUGUUCAACUCCUUUCUGAAAGUUGCUUGGAUUCAGCUGUCCAUCAGCAGCAGCAGGUCUUUGACAGCAAUGUUUUAUCUGUCCAUCAGAAAUCCUUAUCCCCUGAUGCUAGUGCGGGGAAGAUCUCCUCUGGCACAAUGAGGAAUUUUCAGCCCCCUUCUGAAAGUCGAUCAGAUCCAGCUGUUUUAAAUCAUGUUGAGAAGGAGACACCCUCUGGAGGCAUUAUGCCUGUUACCUCUCCCAACCAACAAGCCUUUGUUUUUAAUACGCAUGAAGCACGGGGUCCCACAUUCAAUGAGCCUAAAGAGUACAGAGGUUUUACAGGUCUCUAUGCAGGCGACCGGGAUCGUGUUGACAAGAGUGGGAAUCUCUCUGUGUCUGGUGCAGAGGAGAAACAGAACCAGGGGGAAUCAAUGAGCUACAAUAAGAGUUCAUUUGGCUUUGACAAUCGAUAUUCUCUGCAACAUGGGGGUCCUGUCACGGGCUUCGAAGCGUGGGCCAAUCCUCCUUCCAGAAGGGUUGAAGCAGUGACUUCUGAUCAUCGUGGGGCUACCUUCUUUGGCAGUGCGGUCGAGGAGUCGAAGCGGAGCAAAGAGUCCGCAUUUGGUUUUCUUUCUCCAAGUGUAGGUCAUCAGCAGGCAGGUGGCACUGGUUACAAUCUGGAUAUGUUUUAUGGAGGUGCAGUGCCUGAUAAUCGCCGAGCAGAUAAUGUGGGAACUUUGAGGAACGAGCAGAUGACUGGUUUGUAUAAUCAGCAAGUGCCCAAACCUCGCGAGGAACCCAUGGCUCAGUCAAUGUGGAGAGUGGAGCAAAAUGUAAACAUUCUGCCAAAUAGCGGUCUGAAUUAUGUUCCCUCAUCAGCGGCACAGCCGCCAGACUGUUUUCCUGCAUUCAACAUGGUCUCAGAUAAGGUACAAAACGAGUUCUAUGGAAGUAAUCAGAAGCCCGGAAAUGCACCAGCAGUCGGAGGAGGGAUGAAGUCGAGUGGUGGUGGGGGGUUCAUGGAGUACAACUUUUUGUCUGCCCCAUCAAGCGGGCAGGGCUCUCAUAUCUCGUCGUUCAAUCAGCAGAUGGGCCAGGGCUUCGAAUCUAACUGGGUCGAGAAAGAGGCCUUGGGUCUCUUCCCGAAGAUGGGUAGUAGCGGUAGCAGCAGUAGCGGGAGUAGGCAACAUCAGGUCACUGCCUUGUGCGUUUGGUGCGGCAACCAGUUCAGUCACGAUGGGGAUUUCGAUGUGGGGGAUGGCUCGGUGGGCUACAUGUGCUUUAACUGCAAGGCCAAAUUCGCGGGGCAAAUCAAUUUCUUCUAGGAGCGAAAACUGGGAUGGAAGUCGUGAAACAUGGAAGAUAAAACAGGUAGUAGGCUACUAACAUUAAGUUAGGGAAGAUAAAAACCCUUACCGGGCAGUAUCCCUCUUGCUUAGGGUAGAACUGAGAACGUGUGUUUGUUUGUUUUAAGUCUCCAGCAUCCUUGUUGUAAGUUUUUCCUCCUCUUUUUGGGUAAAAGUUCUAUUGUAAGGUUGUAUAACUCGAGUUGCACGUCCAGACUGGACUCUCUUGUAGUUCGAUGGGGCACUCCUUUAAGCCUAGUGUCGGUGCUCAGACAUUCGGUUUACAUAUAAAGCAAGCCCCCUAUGUAGUCCGGGGGAGAUGGAUCUCUUCGUGCUGUAACUAUAAUGUAAUCCGAAGAUUCGAUUAGCUUCAGAUUGACGGAGUCUCGUCUGUCUUU